AACGCAAACUACUGCAAUCUACACAGAACACAGAACGGGAGAUUUAGCAUAAAGGGUUCAAAGAAGAUCGUGUCGCUACUUGGUUUUGAUAGAAAAACAGAGAAUCAACAUGUCGCAGACACUAAAACCAGAAUCAACAUCGCAAACACCACCACCUCUCUCCGCGACUCCCUCCUCCACAUCCACAUCGACAUCAUCAACCGCAACCACAAUAACGCUUUCGAACGACAGCUUACCAGAUGGUCUUCCCCGGCGCGCGAUCCCAGGACAACUCCUGUGCUCGUCGAACGAGUACACUGCCGGCCCGGGCACGUACGUCGACGCGAAGAUGACGGUGGGCAAGAACUCUGCGAUCGUGGCUUCUGUGCUUGGAAAAGUCGUCGUCACGCGGGCACUCUCCAAGGCCGAGAGUGCCGGCGAUUCCAGAAACAGCAGUAGCAGCAACGGUAGUAGUAAUGGGAUCAACAGCAACGGCAACGGCAACGGAAGUAGAGCGCCUGCGGGACCGUACACCACCCGCACGAUCUCGGUAGUCAGACCGGAGAAGGCUGCUGAUGCUGCGAACGCGGUGCCGGCCGUGGACGAUGUGGUGCUGGCGCGGGUGCUGCGGAUUAACCCUCGUAUGGCGAAUGUUGCGAUUUUAGCUGCGGGAGAUGGGAAUGCGACGGACGAGUAUGGCGGUAUUAUCAGAUCAACAGACGUCCGCCUAACCGAAAAAGACAAGGUAAAAAUGUCCUCCUCCUUCCGCCCCGGCGACAUCAUCCGCGCGCUCGUCAUCUCGCUCGGCGACGGCACAAACUACUACCUCUCGACCGCGCGCAACGACCUCGGCGUCGUGUUUGCCACGAACGAGGCAUCCGGCGAACCUAUGUACCCUGUCGACUGGCGGACGAUGAAGUGUCCUGUUACUGGGGGGACUGAGGAGAGGAAGUGUGCUAAGCCUGUGUAGCUUUCUGAAUUAUUGAAAAGGCGGGUUAAUGGGGGGUGGGAGUUUGUGUAAUUCUAGGUACAGAAGUUAUAAGAACAAUAAAAGAAUAGCUAUUUAGAUGUGUGGAUU
Messenger RNA from Myxozyma melibiosi, 1057 nucleotides. RefSeq lists its product as uncharacterized. The record is from RefSeq and is a predicted model, not a curated record. Bases 110 to 949 code for a protein of 279 amino acids. Gene Ontology annotation, cellular component: cytoplasm; nuclear exosome (RNase complex). Gene Ontology annotation, molecular function: RNA binding. The transcript is spliced from 2 exons. Gene Ontology annotation, biological process: RNA processing. NCBI's taxonomy places the organism in Eukaryota, Fungi, Ascomycota, Lipomycetes, Lipomycetales, Lipomycetaceae.